Molecule: messenger RNA, 3053 nt
Organism: Onychostoma macrolepis
Lineage: Eukaryota; Metazoa; Chordata; Actinopteri; Cypriniformes; Cyprinidae
Product: zinc finger BED domain-containing protein 5-like
Exons: 1
Coding region: 1350-2945 (531 amino acids)
Source: RefSeq, a predicted model, not a curated record
CUUUGAUGUCAUACACUGACCAUUCUGUGCAGCGCCGCUUAAAGUCAAAAGCGCCUAAUGAGUCUGCGCAGUGAACACACAUCUGUACAUCUGCCAUUCAGACAUGAUGACACACACCACCAUUUCAUUAUCAUCAAGAUGGUGGAGAAAAUGUGAUUACAUCAGGGCACCAACUACUCAGUGCAUGAACAUCUUGUUUUAACCACAGACACAAAAGUUAUACCACAAUUCAUGCACAAUCAUGUCAACCAGAUACUGAGAGACACAGUGCAUCAUCGUGUCAUGUGUGCUGGGAUGCAGUAUUUUGCAGAAAGAAAGAAAAGAAAGUGACCCAUACUUGGAAUUUGUGCUCUGCAUUUAACCCAUCCAAAGUGCACACACACAGCAGUGAACACACACACACACACCGUGAACACACACUCGGAGCAGUGUUUUAUGCUGCCAUUUAACCCGCAGCCUUCAAAUGUGUCCUGUAGAGUUACAAGUAGGCCUAAGCAUUUCACUUCAGAUUUUUUUGUUAUAGGCCUAUUUCAUCUUUUGUUAUAUUUUUUUAUACUGUCAUCAUUUGUAAAGUAGAUAUAUAUUUACUCUCCUUUACCUUUACCAAAUUUACCUGUAUUUACUUUCUUUUCAUAUUUGGCGACUUUUUUUGAAAAAAUGGAGACUUUUGAGGGUGGUUCUAGAGAUUUUCUGAGGGAAGGGUUUGGCAACACUGAUAGCUCUCCAUUCACUCUAGUCUAGUCUCUUGCCAAGUUCGCUUGUGCCAGCUCUCGCUAGUCUGUUAUCAAUCUCGAUUUACAUAGGCCUUUACUACAAAACCCCAACAGUCUUUUUAAAGACUAAACCCACAAACAUUCUUGUUAAAGAUUAGAUCAAAUCUCAGCCCUAGCCAGUAAUUUUUUUUUAACUGCUACACUUAGCUAAAACUACCCACGCGACUAAGACACACACACACACACACACACACACACACACUACAAUCGUUAAGUAUUCAAAUAAAAUCUGAAUUGUCUGCAAAAUAAUUAUUUUUUUUGUUUAAUUAAAGAUCAUGCCUAAGUCCCGAUUGAUUAGACCCUGAUACGUCUCUCAACAUAGCCACACACACAGUUACAUAUUGCCUAAACUUUAUUGAAAACACACAACAAAAAUGGAGAAAUUUCUUGUGAGGACCAACAAGCCAACCGACGCACCACCAGCUGCAAAAAAGCUUCGAAGGUACGAUGAAGCAUACCUGCAGUUUGGGUUUACAGUCACGGCUGAUCUGAGACCUCAGUGUGUCGUGUGUGCCGAGGUGCUGGCAAACGACAGUAUGAAGCCCUGCAAAUUAAAAAGGCACCUCGAAACAAAGCAUGCUGGCAUUAAAAAUAAACCAGCUGAAUAUUUUAAAAGAAAGCUUGAUGGCCUCCAUCAGCAACAGGCAACCAUUUCAGUGCACAGCACUGUGUCUAAACAGUGUUUGGAGGCAUCGUAUAGUGGCCAAAAGAAUUGGUAAACUGGGUAAACCGCAUACAAUCGCCGAGACUCUCAUUUUGCCGGCAGCGCAAGACAUGUGCAGAAUAAUGAUAGGCGAUAGUGCAGCAGCCAAACUCGGUGCAGUACCACUGUCCAAUGACACAGUCGCUAGGAGAAUUGUAGACAUGUCCAAUGAUAUCAGAAAGCAACUGAUAGAGUUUGUAAAAAAGAGUCCUUACUACGCGCUGCAGCUGGACGAAUCCACUGAUAUUGCUGGGCAGGCACAGCUCCUCACCUAUGUCAGGUAUCUGCGGGACAAGGUGAUUGAGGAGGAUGUCCUGUUUUGCCGGCCUCUUCAGUCGCACACUACAGGAGAAGCCAUUUUCAAUGUCCUUGAAAUUUUUAUCCGUGAAAAUGGUUUAGCUUGGGACCGAUGCGUUGGCCUAUGCACGGAUGGUGCGCAGGCAAUGACAGGGCGUGAGCGUGGCCUAGCUGCUCGCGUUCAGCAAGUAGCUCCACUUGUGAAAUGGACACAUUCCAUGGUCCAUCGCGAAGCACUAGCUGCUAAAAAAAUGCCGGUUCUUUUUGACUCCGUGCUGAACCAAUCAGUGAAAAUGAUAAAUCUCAUCAAAUCACGGCCGCUAAACUCUCGCUUGUUUGGGGUCCUCUGCCAGGAGAUGGGGUCAGGGCACGAACAGCUGCUUCUGCACACUGAAGUUCGCUGGCUCUCCAGGGGGCGGGUGUUACAGCGGUUGUAUGAGCUGCGAGAGGAGGUGAAGUGGUUUUUGACAGAAAUCAGAUCAGAUCUGGUGAAGCAUCUGGAUGACACUAUGUGGCUUGCGUCUCUGUCCUAUUUGGUCGAUAUAUUUGACCGCUUGAACGGCCUCAACCUGUCUUUGCAAGGCCGCGAAACUCAUAUUUUGCUCCUUGCAGACAAAGUGCACGCCUUCACACAAAAACUAGACCUCUGGCAUGGCCGAGGGAACUGCGACAUGUUCCCCAGCCUUGCAGACUUUAUCGCUGAUGCAGGCACGUCACACGAUUUCUCCUCCCUAUUUCAAUCAGCGUCUGAGCACCUGUCAGCAAUGAGUAAACAGUUUGCGACGUACUUUAAAGAGGAUUAUCGCUCUUUUGCAUGGGUUCGAGAUCCGUUUGUGUGCACAGCAAACGAGCUAUCAAUUGAUAUGCAGGAACAGCUUAUUGAGCUGAAGAGUGACAGUAGACUGAAGGAACUCUUUAGCUCCUGCCCUCUUUCGUCAUUCUGGGCAGCAUUGAUGCAGGAAUAUCCUGAACUCUGUGACGUCGCCUUGAAGAUUCUCCUUCCUUUCGCGUCAACAUAUUUGUGUGAGGCAGGAUUCUCAAAAAUGACUGCACUCAAAACGAAAUACCGCAAUCAUGCACAAAUCGAGGAUGAUUUGAGGCUAUGUUUAUCAAACAUUGAGCCAAGAAUUGAGGAUCUUUCCAAGGCAAAGCAGGCUCAGGUCUCACAUUAACAUCACCUACCUGCAAGCUUCUUUUUAUAUUUUUAUAGCUCGACCUAGUAAUUUGACUGCAAGGGCCCAGACCUGGUCUAAUUACAAACACAAUAAUACAGUGAAAUA